GCAUGUGUGUGUGUGUGACAGAUAGAGAGAUACACUGCCAUUAAUUGUAUCAAAGUGCACCUGAAAUGGCAGUAAUCUCUCUGGACUGUGUUACCCACCAACAUACUCUGAUCAUUUUCUUUUAAAUGAGACAAAAUGUGUUAAUGCACAAAGGAGGAAUAAGACUCCCGUUGCAUGUCGGUUCCUCUGCCAGCAGCACUGCUGUUUGCGUCCAUGUGCGUGUGGUCAUGCAUGUGUCGGUCGAUUAGUGAGUGGACAAAGCGUGAUUGAGCGCACAGCUCCAUUGAUCAUUAGCCUCCUGGCUGUCUCUCUGGACCCAGCAUGGAGUCAGCAAAGCAGUUAUCGGGCACACUGGCCGUGGCCGUGUUCACAGCCGCUCUGGGCUCCCUGCAGUACGGCUACAGCCUCGGAGUCAUCAACGCGCCACAGAAGGUGAUUGAAAAGAAUUAUGCCCGCUCCCUGGGUGUCUGGACAGAGGAGUCCGCUGUCUUUUCGCAAAACAGCACAGAAGAAGAAUUGCCCGAGGUGGGUCAACAUCCGACUGUGGUCAUGUACUGGUCGCUGUCCGUGGCGAUCUUCUCCAUUGGCGGCGUGUUGUCGUCCUUUCUGGUGGGCUUUGUUGGAGACCUGAAAGGAAGGGUAAAAGGCAUGUUAAUGGUCAAUGUUCUGGCAGUUGCUGCUGGACUGCUGAUGGGGCUGUGCAGAAUGUGGAAACCUCACAUUAUGGUCAUCUCAGGCCGUGCUGUCAUGGGCUUUUACUGCGGGUUGACAUCAGGACUCGUGCCCAUGUACAUUGGAGAGAUUGCACCCAAGGCUUACCGAGGGGCUCUGGGAACAUUGCACCAGCUGGCUAUUGUCGUUGGCAUCCUAAUCAGCCAGGUGAUAGGCUUGGACUUUGUGCUCGGUAAUGAUGACAUGUGGCCACUGUUACUUGGUCUGUCUGGAGCUCCGGCAGUGUUGCAGUCCAUUCUGCUACCCUUUUGUCCCGAGAGCCCACGUUACCUUUUCAUUAUACUGGGCGAGGAGGAAGAGGCUCGGAUCAGUCUGUGUCGUCUUAAAGGGCAGUACGACGCCACCGCAGAUCUAGAGGAAAUGCGGAGAGAGAAAGAGGAGGCUGACAAGGAGCCCAGGGUGUCUCUCCUUUCUUUGAUCCGCUCCACUGUCUACAGACAGCAGCUCUUCGUUGCCCUCAUGAUGCAUCUCUCGCAACAGUUUUCCGGCAUCAACGGAAUAUUUUACUUCUCUACAGCCAUCUUCACUCAGGCGGGCAUCAGUCAGCCAGUUUAUGCCACUAUAGGAGUCGGGGUCAUCAAUACAAUUUUCACUAUGGUGUCUGUUGCACUAGUGGAUAAGGCGGGCAGACGUUCCCUGACUCUCGUUGGCCUGGGAGGGAUGUGCUGCUGUGCGAUCAUCAUGACAGUGGGCCUCGCUUUCCAGAGUCAGUUCUGGUGGAUGAGCUACGUCAGCAUGUCGGCCAUCUUCCUCUUUGUGGCUUUCUUUGAAAUUGGUCCGGGGCCUAUCCCAUGGUUCAUAGUGGCAGAACUGUUCAGCCAGGGGCCUCGGCCUGCAGCUAUUGCUCUGGCUGGCUGCUGCAACUGGACCAGCAACUUCAUUGUAGGCAUGACCUUCUCUUAUAUACAGGCUUGGCUGGGCUGUUAUGUGUUCAUCGUUUUUGCAGUGCUGCUUCUUGGUUUCACCGUGUUCACUUACCUUCGGGUCCCCGAGACCAAAGGGAAAACGUUUGAGGAGAUCGCCGCCAUCUUCCAGAAGGGACGGAAGGAGCUGGCGGCGAGUCCCAAAGACAUUAGUGAAAUGCAGCAGCUCAAAACAGCCACAGAUGCCUAAUGUGACGGCUGUGUGUGUGUGUGUGUGUGUGUGUGUGUGUGACGGUGUUUUGAUGACUACUUGGUUCACAGAUAUUAUGCCACAGUGUUAUGAGAGCUACAGUACACAAAAUCAACUCUAAGUGUCCGGGGCAAACACACUGCAACGACCCAAAGCACAUGCACGAGGAGAAACGAGCUGCAUAUUCAUAAACACUGCAGAUUCCCAAAACACCAGCAAGUCCCAAAACACCAGCAAGUCCCAAAACACCAGUGAUACUCAGGGACUACUUAAUUGUUACUUUAUUAAAAGACUUUUAUUAAGAGGUUAUCCUCCUAUAACCCUGCCGUUUUUAUGAUCAGUGUUUCAAUUCGGCAGUAGAAGUAUGCUUUUAUUCCAUCUCAAAGUUGAUAAUAAUUUCGUAUUGGGGGGGCGAAUCUGACUUUUAAUUUGAAUUUUUUUCAAACAUUGUACAGUACAACUGGUUUACAAUAUACUAUCAGAUAUCAAUGUAUACAGUACAGAUGCUUAUGUCCGAUUAAUAGGUCUCUGACACAGCUGCGAGGAGGUGUGCUUUCAAACGUGUAGAUACGGUGAUCUGAGUGUUUUAUUUUUAAAACAUGUACGUCGAUGUCCUUAAAAAUCAGCUUGGCUGCAGGCUUUUUACCGUAAAUCCCUUAGUGAUUCAGGCGUUAAAAUUCCACGUCGGAUAGCUUGAUUGCAGUCAGAUAACCUCUUAGUAAAGGUCUUUUAAUUGUAAAGUAAGAAUUAAGUAGUCCCCGAGCAUCGUAACGGCUAGUCGUAUAGCUGCACGAAAACAAGUGCUCCCACAGACCCAAGCUCUUCCGUUUUUAGUACGCCUCCGUUGUUUCUGUUGGCCAAGAGGGACAAACGCAAAUGUUUUGGGACUUGCCGGUGUUUUGGGAAUCCGCAGCGUUUGUGAAUAUGCAGCUCCUUUCUCCUCCUGCAUGUGUUUUGGGUAGUUGCAGUGCGUUUGCCCCUGUCGGCCACUGUAGUUGCUGGCUUUUAUAUAGAAAGGCGUCUCUCCUUUGUUAUUUUAAUUUUAAGAGUUAACAUACUCUUGAUUUACUUUCGCCAGUCUCUUGAAUAGCACAUAUAGCCCAAGCAGGCUUAUUCAUAAGCUCUAGAAACCGAACAUACACUAAUAUAUGCUAAUGCCAUCAUGAUGCCUGUAUCAUCACUAAUUAGUUUCAGUUCAAUUCCCCUGCAAGGGUGACUUCUUGGACCACUGCAAGUAUAAAUGCAAAUGAAACUGCACUUAAAAAACGAAGCAGCCACUUGGGGCCCCUUGAUCAUCAGCCUACCACAUUAUAGAAAUCUAGAUAUAUUAAGAUAUCUAAAUAGUGUUUUAACCCUUACAACACAGAGAAUUGUGGCUGCUUUUUUCCAUGACUAUGUUAAAAUGUACAGUUUAUACAGAGGGUUGAAGAACGUGCAACAUAGAGUGUUUUAUAUCCUUUUUUUCAGCACAACCUAUAGGCAAUCUUUUUUCACCAACUAUGUAAACACACCUGAGCAAAAAGCACUCAAAAUCGGAUUGAAUUUAUAAAAUUUUAAAAUACGAAUAAGUGAAUAAGUUCACUUGGCUGGUGGAGAAAAACACUUAUUAUCACUUAUGGAAUGUUCCAUACCCCUUAUGAAAAUGUUUUGGUCCUGCAUUUUUUCUUAUGUGUUUACACCAAUAACAUUUCUUUUUUACUCAAUGACAAAAAGGUUUUUCAGCUGAUCAUGACAAUCCUGCAAAACGGAGGUCAAACAAGGCCGCAGGGAAAGGUCGUCAUCGCUAUAGCAUUUUAAUUCAAACAUUUUCUUAGUGGUUUGUCGUUUUUCAUUGUUGUUUUUCUGUAUACUUAUUGAUGCAAUAAACCUGACAGUGAACAUA
Molecule: messenger RNA, 3727 nt
Organism: Solea senegalensis (Senegalese sole)
Lineage: Eukaryota; Metazoa; Chordata; Actinopteri; Pleuronectiformes; Soleidae
Gene: slc2a2
Product: solute carrier family 2 member 2
Exons: 12
Coding region: 322-1845 (507 amino acids)
Biological process (GO): monosaccharide transmembrane transport
Cellular component (GO): membrane; brush border
Molecular function (GO): hexose transmembrane transporter activity
Source: RefSeq, a predicted model, not a curated record